AUGGCUUUAGAACCAGAAUUGCCAUCUGAUGCACUCGUUGAGAUUCUAACGAGAUCAUCCUUAGAAACUGUAGGGCGUUGCAGAUCGCUUUCAAAGGAGUGGAAUCAUGUCUCAUACGAAUCAAGCUUCCAUCAACUGCUGUGCGAAAGAACGAACACAAUUUCUGGAUUUUUCAUUCAGCACCUAGUCAACUGCCAAUACUCGUCGGCGUUUGUGUCGCCGGAUACUAAUUCCGACCCCACUUCCAAACUGUCAUUGGAUUUUUUAAAAGUUCCUGUCCAGAUUGAAGCUGCGAAUCAAUGCAUACUAGUGUGUGUCAACCAGAACAACAGGUACUUGGUUUGUAAGCCUGCUACGAAACAAUGGGAAAGGAUACCGAAUCCGAAAACCAAGUACCAAACUGCAAGCACUGCCCUGAUCGUGUUGAAGUCCAAUCCUUUGAAAUACAAGAUUAUUCGAUUCUCAAACGCCAAGGUACUUCUCAACAAGCACAACUCUCACUGGUGGCGCCAUCUUAGGUGCGAGAUUUUUUAUUCAACUAGAGGAGCAUGGAAGCGGUCAAAGGAUUUGAUUCUACCUGAUCCUAGUGUGUUCUGCGCCAAUAAAGAAAAUACUGUUGUAGCAGCAAACGGUGGUCUGCAUUGGCUUCUGUCAAGUAAUCAAGUAUUUGCUUUCUAUGAAGAUUCAGAGAACUGGGAAGUUUUCUCAUUGCCACUUUCUGCUAUCGAUAAUGCAAGUUACAACAAGCUGCUACUUGUGGAGCACCAAGGUCGGCUUGCGUUGAUUCGAGGUAGAGAUGAUUUCCUGGACAUGUGGGUGAUGGAAAAUUAUGCCAGAAAGUUAUGGAGCGAGAAGCAGACAUGGAACAUGGACAAACUCAGUGCAGAAGAAAUUUAUGUUUCUCCAUUGGCUUUCCAUAAUGGUGAUGCUGCACUUAUGGAAGGUUUCAACAAAGUUAUCUUUCAUAAUUUUCAGGAGAGAAAAUCUCAUCAAAUAAGAUUAGACCAUCCCCCAUAUCGUAUUUUCAAGUUCCAGUCGGACAUGGAGGAGGUUAAUCUGAACUCCGGAGGAACCUGA
Molecule: messenger RNA, 1077 nt
Organism: Argentina anserina (silverweed cinquefoil)
Lineage: Eukaryota; Viridiplantae; Streptophyta; Magnoliopsida; Rosales; Rosaceae
Exons: 1
Coding region: 1-1077 (358 amino acids)
Molecular function (GO): protein binding
Source: RefSeq, a predicted model, not a curated record